AUGACAUUUAAACUGACUUCUAUCGAGAGUUUACGCGCUUGUGGUGUGUUGGAGGAGUCAGUGGAGAAACUGAAUUUUUUAAGUAGCAUCACGCCAGACAUUUUGCAGCAUCGCGAGGAAUUGUCGCAAGUUGUAGGCGAUGACAUCUCUCGGAUUAUUCAGGAGCAGCGUCAACUUGAGAGCAAGUACGAGAAGCUUAUCGCUCAGCGAGCAAGUUUGAAAGGAUUAGCUAAUAAAUCAAAGUUUAAGAAAAAUCAAAGUAAGAUCGAGGAGGUUAGUCGACUACUACGAGAGUCCACCAAGAGCUUGUGUCGAAAUUUAAAAGAAAAUCCAAACUUUGCAGGAAAUCUGUUCAAGAUCCAACAGGAGCGCGAGGGUCUCUUAGAACUACUUAGUCACACAUUAACGGAGAUCAAAAAUCGUGGGACGUUUGAAUCGCUGGUUACGUUUGUAGCUGAUGGCAAGAGCACAGAAGAAAAAGCACAUGAAAUAUUCAAAAAGGAGCGUGAGGCAGUGGAUGAAGUGAAAAAGCUUGGGGUGGAACUUGCACGUGAAAAAUUAGAGCAUCAAAAGGCGGUUGCCGACUAUAAAACAGCAAUUUUUGGAUUAAAGGAGCAGAUACUUGCAUCUAAAUCUAAGGCACAAUUCGAUAUUCGAUACGCGCGUAAUGAAGCCAAAGCAAAGCGAAGCAGUACAGCGCGAAUGUAUCACCAACUAAUUGAAGAGCAACAAGAUCGUAUAAAAGAUCUGCAGGGUAAGUGUGAUACUGAGGUCAAGGUGCACGACGAAAGUGUACUUUUCCUUAAGAAACGACAUGAACAACUUCAGACAGAGCUAGCUGAAUGGAAUGUCAAGUAUCAGCAAGACUUACAAACUAAGCAAACUCAAUUGCAAGAGUUAAAUGACCGUAGAGCUGCUAAUUCACAGAGAUUAGAGUCUUAUCAAAAGCGGUGGCAACAAGAAAUGUUAGCUAACAAGCUUAAGCAGGAGGAACGGCAAAGAUUAUUAGAGUUGGAGGCAUUAAAAACGAAGGAGAUUAAGGCGCAGAGCUUAGCAGCAAAAAUCAUUCAGAGCGUCUUCCGCGCACACAUGGCAAAAAAAGAAGGAAAACGCAAGGCAAUCAAAUCCAAGAAAGCAGGCAAGAAAGGAGGAAAGAAAGGGGCGAAGAAGAAGGGAACGAAGUAG
Molecule: messenger RNA, 1185 nt
Organism: Plasmopara halstedii
Lineage: Eukaryota; Oomycota; Peronosporomycetes; Peronosporales; Peronosporaceae
Product: IQ motif, EF-hand binding site
Exons: 1
Coding region: 1-1185 (394 amino acids)
Biological process (GO): cilium organization
Cellular component (GO): cytoplasm; motile cilium
Molecular function (GO): protein binding
Source: RefSeq, a predicted model, not a curated record